UGAGCAGCAGCCUAAUGAGCAUCUAUAGUGCAGACUUUGGCAACGUGGACGUGAAGGGCAACAUUCAGUUUGCUAUUGAUUACGUAGAACAGCUGAACGAGCUCCACAUUUUUAUUUGCCAGUGUAAAGACUUGGCAGUGGCAGACGUUAAGCGACAGCGUUCGGACCCUUAAAAGCAGAUUAUUUUACAAGAUGGAGCAAACGGCAUCCCCCACCUGGGCUGUAGGCAGCUGCCGCCAGAGCUCUCCAGGUUCUUUCCCGACAGGGGCUCCAUGGCUCCGGAUGAGAGACGGGCAGGGAUGGCCAACUCCAGAGCGAUCCAGAGACCGACGAAGACAUGGAAGAUCUGACAGAAGGGCUGAAGGAACUCUGCGAGAGCCCCGGAGAGGAGAAGAGUGAGAAGGCUCCGCUGCAUUCACGCCUAGAACGGCAGCACCAGCUUAUCUGUAGACUGAAGAAAAAAACAGACCGUGUGCGCAAACGCUGCCGAGACCUGGAGCAGCUCAACGUGGACCUGGAGAAACUGAGAACAGAAGAUGCUCUGAAAGAGAAAACCCAGACCCAACUGAUUCAGCAGUUGGAGGAACGCUUCAUGGAUCUGGCCAACGACCAUGAAAAACGGAUCCAGUCCAAGAAGGAACUCAGGAAAUGGCAUAUGCAGCUGUUGGAGGAGAAUAAGCGCCUGCAGCAGGAGAACAAAGUGCUCUUCAGCCAGACUGUGUGGGACAAGGAAGCUGAAGCGCUCCAGCUCCGUGCCCCGGCCAGAAAGCUCUCGCAGCAGUUAGAGUCCCUACAGGAGAAAUGUGCUUCCAUGAGCUGCAGAGCACAGGAGCGAGAAAAGGAGCUGCUGGAAGCUCAGAGCCAGCAAGCGAGUGCCUACGCCUGGGAAGUCAAAUCACUAAAAAACCAGCUGCAACACCUGCAGGAGAAGCACCAACACACUGUCGCACAGCGAGAGCACGCAGCGAGUCGGCGGCGGGCUGAGGACAGCGAGCUGCAGGCCAAGCUGGAGAGAGUGAACGAGGAGAAAGAGCGACUACUGGACCUGGCCAUGAAGCAGGGCAAAGCUCUGCAAGGUGUGCAACGGGAAAUGGAGCAGCUGGGGAAGAAGCUGGAGAUGGCCAAGAGACCAGGCAGAGAGCAGGAAAGCAUCUCGCGAAAGAGGCAGCAGCGGUGGAGAAUGAUCUGAAGGUCCAAGAGCUCCAACGACAGCUCCAAAGCAGCCAGCAGCCAUACGACAAACUCUAGCUGCAGUUCCGUGCGUACAGAAAGCACAGUACGGAGUUACUAAAGAAAAAGAGCUGAAUGUCAAACUGCGUCAUUUGAGUAUGUAACUGCAGCUUUCUCCUCCGUUCUCGUCUUGGCACGUGCCUUUACCGUAACACACCACCGCGUUCUGUUCCUUUCCGUGAGACCAUCUUCUGACUUCCCUGUAAUGUACUCGCCACCUUAAAUCCUCCUCAAAGGACUGUUCUCUGGCCUUGUCUUUUUGUUACACUUCUACAUAAGUAAGAGCUCUCUGCAUUGUUAAAUCUGAGUGGGGACUGUUGAACUAGUCAAACCUGUGGCUGAAAGAUUAGGGUGGAAAAUGUAAAAUAUGAAUUUGCUUUAUUCGGUCCUAGUCUGUGCCAUAUCACUGAUUUUCAUUUUUUACAGUUAAAAGCACAUUAUUUUCCAAGAUGGACCAAAGCUCCAACCCUUAGCCGUUUGCUUUUGAUUCUGCCGUGAAGUUCAGCAGAGGUUGGGCAUGGAAGAGGUGACACCGUGGCUCCAAGAAAGAAAUCCCACCUCGCAACGUCUGUCGUAAACAGUCAUGAUCAGCAGCUUAACAGGUCGGAACAGUCCUACCAUUACAACACCUGACGCUCAAGCAAAUUAUUGUGGAUAGCUUUCUAGUGGCCUUGUGCACUUGACCGUUGUUUUAGUCUUAUGUAAUGUCACAGCAUUAUUUAUAUCCCUGUUCAGCUCAAAGUCACCCAAAGACCUGUCCAUUUAUUUUAAUAGUCUUUGAAACAGGUUGUGGUUCUAGAGGUUCUGCCCGUUUAAGCGUUCUCUGGUUUUUAGCUAUUUCUUUUCUGGGGAGAAAAUAGCAGUGCUGCACAAAACGCAAGGGUGUACGUCUGGCAGGUUUUGACAAAAAAAUCUUCCCCUUUCCUGUCAGCGCUCUCUCUUGCCUCUCGCCCAGCCAAGGAGGAGGUGUUUGGAUGCCGAGUUUCAGCUCCUGCUCUUUAGUUCUCCAACAAAAAUCCACCAGAGAAUCACAGAAUCAUUUAGGUUGGAAAAGACCCUUGAGAUCAUCGAGUCCAACCAUCAACUCCACUCUACAAAGUUCUCCCCUACACCAUAUCCCCCAACACCACAUCUAAACGAGUCUUAUCACAUCCCGGGAUCGUGACUCCACCACCUCCCUGGGCAGCCUGUUCCAGUGUUUGACCACUGAAGAAUUUUUUCCUAAUGUCCAGCCUAAACCUCCCCUGCUGCAGCUUGAAGCCAUUCCCUCUUGUUCUAUCACUAAGUACCUGUGAGAAGAGACCAGCACCAACCUCUCUACAAUGAUGGGCCAAACGGCAUCCCCCACCUGGGCUGCAGGCAGCUGCCGCCAGAGCUCUCCAGGUUCUUUCCCGGUGAGCGUGUGUAUGCGAACCUCGUGUGUGUACAUGUACCUUGGGGUAACUCAACACUCAGGUACCGGUUUGGGUAGCUCUUGGUCCUGAGCAUCUACAAAGCAGCGGCACUGCAUCAAACCUGGUAUCUGUUGAGCCACGUGUCCAGAAAUGGGCAGAAGAUCCUCCAGCUUGUGACCAGUUCAUUUCAAGGACUUCGAAGUAAGUAGUGGCUCUCAACAGACUUGACCUCUGGACUUCUCUGGACUCUCCUUGAAUAAAGCCAGGUGAGAAGCACUGCUCCACUACCUGCUGUACGAUUAACCACAGCCUUCAAUUCGAUGCUGGCUCCUACAAGUGUCAUUCCACGCCACUUUUACGGACCACAUCCUCCCACUUUUCAGCCAUCUUUUCCCCCUGACGUGCCCACCCUGCGUGCACAUUUAAUUAAACUAAGUGCAGGCAUCUGCAGUGUAAACACCAACUGACCCAGGCUACAAACUAUGCCAAGGGUCUGAGAAGAAGGAACACCGUAGGACUUGAGUCGGCUGCUCUGUUUUAAUCAGUCAAUAUGCAGCAAGGAGUGCCUGUUUCCCUCCGGUGACUGCAAGAGUGCUUAAAAACUGGCACUCCAUAGUCUAAAUCUGGGCAGGAGCCACGCACUCACUGUGUGACAGAACAGCUUUGCGUGCCUCCAGCCCAGCCACUGCCAUGGUCUGGCAGGAAAGCUCCCAAGACACCACAGGCCCUGGGGACAACCCCCUUCCCUCCCCUCAGCCGUGUCUGUGAGUGAGAGACCCCCACACGCACCCUCCACACCCCCCAAUCCCCCUCACGCCCCUCAAACACAUCCCCCCUCAUCCCCUCCUCACGCCCCCCACUCUUGUGUGAAACGGGGCCAAGCGGUUUUGGCAGAAGAUAACCCCCCUUGCGUUCUAACACCCCUCACCCAGGUGGGGGGCCGGGUGCGGCUGGGUUUAAAUUCGGAGUGAUGCCCAAUCCAGCACUGUCAGUCCAAUGGCGUUUAAUAUGUA
Molecule: messenger RNA, 3637 nt
Organism: Chroicocephalus ridibundus (black-headed gull)
Lineage: Eukaryota; Metazoa; Chordata; Aves; Charadriiformes; Laridae
Product: coiled-coil domain-containing protein 89-like
Exons: 3
Coding region: 338-1189 (283 amino acids)
Source: RefSeq, a predicted model, not a curated record